Physella acuta is the source of this 4928-nucleotide messenger RNA. RefSeq names its product glutathione hydrolase 1 proenzyme. Gene Ontology annotation, biological process: glutathione catabolic process. NCBI's taxonomy places the organism in Eukaryota, Metazoa, Mollusca, Gastropoda, Physidae. Gene Ontology annotation, molecular function: glutathione gamma-glutamate hydrolase. Gene Ontology annotation, cellular component: plasma membrane. The record is from RefSeq and is a predicted model, not a curated record.
CCAGUCUGUCCCGGUUUUGGCCGACUCUCUCUACGCUCCGUGUCUCUCUUUAAGAGGCGAAGGGAAGUAAUCGAUAAAAACGAGUUUCCUCUGAUUUCAGUUUGAACCUGUCUCCAUUCCCCUGCAAUAAAAUCCAUUCUCUUAUUCAAUUGUGGAAUUCUCUUUUGCCGGAUUUGAGGAUUUAUGUGAUGUAUGUGUUUACAGUGGUCUUUUCAGAAUCAAUAUAACACACGGACGAACCCCACAGCAGCGCGUGUUCGGGGUUAGCAGGAGCACACCGGCGUUUCAUCAUCGCCGCUGUAAAUUUACACAGUGUGGGUGGUGUGUAGAGCUCCUCUCUCUGACGUUUGGUCAGUUUGUUUUCGAUAUAAACUGUGUGCUCUUCGCGGCCAGGUUAGGCCUAGGCAAACCAAGUGUCCGGGCGGAUAUUUCUUACAUUGGAGUUUUAUUCAAACGACAUGAUAUUAUAAUACAAGGAGAUCGUUAUUAAAACGUGAGACAGUGGUGGACGUGCGCAGAUUGUAACCCAGGGCCCUAACACACAACUUGAAUUCAAGUGACGAGUUGGGAAGCGUAAGCCCCACCGCAGGACCUGCUUGAUUUGUACUGCCUUCCUCGUCGGUGCUUUAAUCGUCGGGGUUGGCCUUGCAGCUGGGCUUGCCAUGGGCCUAAGGAAAGACAGUGAAAAUAACAGUGCAACAAAAACUCCAGUCUAUAAGUCUUCGACCCAAACUUACAAGUACGCUGCAGUCGUAGCUGAUUCGAAAGUCAGCUCAGACAUUGGCAAUGAUAUAUUAGGUAGGAAAAGAGGAAAUGCUAUAGAUGCUACAGUAGCAGCAUUAUUGGCCACUGGCGUUUUAAGUGCUCACAGUGCUGGCAUUGGAGGCGGUUCAUUUUUUGUUAUAUACCACAAGGAGCAUGGUUGGCACUCUGUGGAUAGUCGGGAGACUGCACCCGCUGCAGCUACCACAGAUAUGUACCUGCCACCAGAGGAUAGAACAAAGUCUAUGUAUGGUGGCAUGGCCAUAGCGGUGCCUGGGGAAGUCAAAGGUUUAUAUGAGGUGCAUAAAAAGUUUGGUAAAGUGGCAUGGAAAGAUGUUGUUAUGCCAACUGUUAAACUUUGCCAAGAUGGUGUACCAUUAACUAGAGCUCUACAUCAUGCACUUAGUAGACUCCAGUCAGAUGAAGAUAAGAACAAAUUUUUACCAUACUUUGACCACAAUAGAAAUGUAAAACCUAUUGGAAGUCUGAUAAAAUUACCAAAACUUGCCAAAACAUUCCAAGCCAUUGCUGACAACCCACUGUCUUUCUACAAUGGCAGUUUAGCCAGUGAUAUUGUAGCUGAUAUUAAAGAUGCAGGUGGAAUUAUAGAGCUGAAAGAUCUGGAAAGCUACUCAUUGAAAUGGGACAAACCAACUGAGAUGCAUUUGCCUGGAGAUAUAUGUGUGUAUUCUGUCCCUCCACCUGGAAGUGGACCUGUCCUCAGUUAUAUUCUCAGUAUACUUAGUGGAUAUAAAUUUAGCCCUGAAAGUAUUUCAACUGAUGAAGAAUCAAUACUCACUCACCAUAGGAUCAUUGAGGCUAUGAAAUUUGCUUAUGGAAAACGCACAGAACUUGGUGAUUCAAAUUUUGUUGAUGUGAAAAAGGAUGUUGAAAACAUGACUUCAUUGGCUUAUGGUGAGGCCAUUAGGCAGCUUAUAGAUGAUAAAGAAACUCAUGAAACCAAUUAUUAUAAGCCGUCCUUCUAUAACAACAAUGAUGAAGGAACAGCCCAUAUAUCUGUGGUAGAUGCUGAGGGAAAUGCUGUUUCAGUCACAAGCACUAUUAACACUUACUUUGGUAGCAGAGUGAGAGGAAAUAGAACAGGUAUAAUUUUUAACAAUGAAAUGGAUGACUUUUCUACACCAAACACUGCCAAUUAUUUUGGGCUUCCAGCAUCAGAGGCUAAUUUUAUCCGUCCUGGUAAGAGACCAAUGUCAUCAAUGUGUCCGGCCAUAGUUUGGGAUGAAAAAGCCAAGAAAGUUAGAUUGGUUACAGGGGCAGCAGGCGGCAGCAAAAUCACUACUUCCACAGCAUUGAAUAUAAUGGACGUCCUCUGGUUUGGCAUGUCAUUACCUGCUUCAAUAGACAGACCGAGACUGCACCAUCAACUUAUGCCUCCAGAAUUGGUUGUGGAGAAAGAUUAUCCAGAGACAAUACUAAAUGGGCUUAGAGCUAAAGGUCAUGUGACAAAAAAUAUGGUUGGAUAUUCUGUGGUCCAGGCAGCUGAUGUUUUGGAGAAUGGUAUUGUGGGUACUGCUGACUUUCGCAAAGGAGGAGAGCCUAGUGGAUUCUAGCAGUGUCAUUUAGAUUAAUUUAUUAAGACUAGUUUGUGUAAAUGAAAUGUCCACGUUCGUGAUUGGCAAACGUUAGAUUUUUUUAAAUAAAUAUAUUCUAUUCUAUAUAUUGCUAACAAUAAUUGCUUAGUGUUUAAACUUGUUUUUUUUUUUUUUGUUUUUUUUAAACUUGAAAAAUCAUUGGUCAUUUUAGUGCAACAUCAGUGAAAGAAUUAGAUACUAUCAAUAGGCUGUCACUCCCUAACAUUACACUUACAUAAACUAGCCUGCUGUUUUGUUAUGUACAUAUCACCCUUGUUGUCAAUGUUACCAUUUUUUUAAUGUUAUUUUUUGUAUUAAAUACAACACUAGGCUUAAAUUAAUGUUGAUUAACAAUUUUUUUAUACAAUGCAAAGUACUUCAAUUAAUUCCUAGUCACCUUAUCUUAGUGUUGCUUGGAACAUACAAGUUUUUGAUUAAUGCUGGGAAUAACCACAAGUAAAAGUGGCGCUGAUUCAGGCAUGAAAUAAGUUAAGGAUAAACUGAAUCUCUUAGAUAUUGACCAAAUCAGCAAAAUUAAAAUCUUCCCAUAUUUCAUUAAUUGCUAAUUAGGUUUAACUGAUACAAUUGCUCAAACUUUGUAAAAAAAAUAAUUAAAUGUGCAUAUUAAAAUCAGAAAAAUGUAAUGAGUGAAUCUUGAAAGAAUUGUAUUGGGAAUUGUAAUGUAAUUAACAUCAGUUAAGUCUUUUACUCUCAACUUGUGUGUACAUCCCAUGUUCUAAGGUUUCUUUCAAGCACAUGCAGUUAUUUGCCUUUGACUAGAAGGGUUUUUUCUUUUAAAUGUACCCUUUCACACUGAGCAGAACCAAUCAUUGGCCAUUCCUAUUUUACGUGGUUAACUUUAGGUAAUGUGCCAGAAUUUUUCCAGAGAUGUAACUUAACUUUUUUUAAAGAAAUCCUAUUUCUUCAACGAAGGUUUUGAACUGUGAAAUUUAAAACAAAUAAGUUUUCAACAAUAUAAUUUCCCUAGAACGUGAAAACUCCACCUUGAUAAAACUGAAAAUACUGUAGGUUAUCAAUUACAUUAUUUCUUUUUAAUGAAUCUUUACAUUAUCUGUAGGCAAAAUACAUUGUGCAUGCUUUUUAAUGGAAAGUUUUUGUCUUGUGACUGGCCUAUGUUUACAAAUUUCAUAACUUAAACCAGUUAUGGUCUAGAGGUGGUCAUAUUGCAAAUCAUAUUCUUUUCUGUAUUUUAAAAAAAAAAGUUAAGGAUGAAAGUAUUUUCCUUCUGUCGAUUAAGAUUUCUAAAGGCACAAUUUUCUAUAGCAUUCCAUGGUUGUUUUACCCUUAGUUGAAUUGUUUCCUAGCAGAUUACUAACACUCCAUAGACUGUUUUGUUUCUUGCUUAUCGCCAAGCUUGUGACACUGGUUGAAUACAUUUUAAUUUAAUAAAUAUAAAAUAUAGUUGUAAGCCUAGUAUGUUACAUGUGAUAACAUCCAGGUGGCCCCAGACAUUCUUUAGACAUGGAACUUGCUCAAAUUAUUUAUUGCCCUUUUUUAACACAAAUUAAACAGUUGUUGCUAACAUACACUUAGUCUACUUUAUCAGCUUAUGGAGAAAUAUGCUGAUGUAUUUACUAAUUAAAAUUGAGGAUUCCCACUUUAAAAAUUGCUGUUUGCAACAACAUUAAUGAUGAGUUAAAAUGUGCAUUUUAAAAUGGAAGAAAUGGUCAGCUUAAUAAUGGUGACAUCUUGUGUUACUAGUGUCUAUGAUCUGAAGUAUUAUCUUUGCUAUUUUUUUUUAUUUAUUGUGUAAAUAUGUACAUUUAUACCAUGACCUGUCUUUUACAUGCAUAGACAUUUGACACUUGAAUUUUAGCGUUAAAUGCCCCUUCUCAGGAAAGCUAAAGAUGACCUUCUUCAGUACUAUACAAACUUGAGGUACCAAAGUUAUGGUUUUCUAUUUAUGUUCAAGGUUCAAAGGUUGCUUGUCCAGUGAUGAAUCCAAAGUGCAAUAUUUGAUAUUAGUGAAUGGUUGCACAGUCGAGCAUGAGAUGAACUCAUCUUUACUGGGUUCAUGGGACAGUUUUUCUUCCACUUUAACUAUAUUUUAAACAUUCUAAAUUUAAAACCAAUUUCUUACCAACACAUUUGAUCAAUUUUGAGGUUAUGCUUUUAAUGUAUUUUUUUUUUAUAUAAAUAGUUUUGUUUACAAUUCCUGCACCAUCUGAAGUAUGUCAUUUUAAAAUAAAGUUUGCCAGUUAUUUUUAAUGAGUAACCUAACUAGACCAGUAGCUAAUGUUUAUCUCAAUGAAACAACUCAUUUACUGCAAUCUCUUAUGACUAGGUAGUUAGAGUCACUUUAAUCCUCCAAAAAGUCAUAAUUUGGUGAUGUGUCGCAAAGAUAUUUCCUACGUGUUGGUCUGAAAAUCAGUCGUGACAAGUCAUAAAUUGGUGAUGUGUCACGAAGAUAUUUCCUACGUGUUGAUCUGGAAAUCAGUUGUGAGCAUCUGAGAUGCAUUUCAUUUCUUGUACAAACCUUCAAUUUUUAAUGUACAUUUAGAUAUGAGUACUACUUUUAAUGUGCUUGUAUUAAACUGAAUUUUAAAGUAC